AUUGUGUCAUAAAAAAAUAUAUUUACCGGCUUUUCUUUCAACAGUUUGAUAAGAUAUUUACGAAGAAACGUGGAUUUGCGUUCAAAAUAAACUAAAACAAAUAACAAUAACAUUAGUUCAGCGCGUAAAGAAGUAAAAAUCUAGCUAUUCUCGAAUUAUAAUAUUAUAGAUAUUACUGAGGGAUAUCAGAAUCUAAUUGACCACAAGUGAAUGACGGAAAAUAUUUCAUUCCUCAAGCAGCAAAUUUGAAUUUAAAAUGAUUAAAGUGUAUAGAUGGGGUCCAAAUUUUCCCUAUAGCUUCUUCGGCCACAUAUCCAUGCAACUCUCAGACGGUACUUACGUCAGCUUCUGGCCAUCCAAUCCUCUUUCUAUUGGACACUCUAAGGACAACGAAAGAUGCACCUACGACAGCGAUUCUCUGGACGAACUACGUCCCGCUGACGAAAUCCUCGAGAUUCCAGCUGAUGCAGACACGCAGGAUAGAAUCAAAAGGUUCUGGAAGGAAUACUUGGUAAAACACAAAUAUUCCUAUCAUUUGCUAACAAAUAACUGUGCUACUAUUGUGAAGAGAGCUUUCAAGCACGGGUGGCCUACGCAGGUUGACUAUAACAGUUUUCAGAUGAUAGAUACACCAGACUAUGUGUUUGGCUGGGCUUCCCAAAAAUGGGGGAAACAUUUCGUAGUUCAAUUCAUGGAGGAAUUUAGUAGUUUAAUUAGAAAUCUGUCUAUGCUAUGUAUAGUUUAUAAGUUAGUGUUAGAACCAAAAGCAAUCAAACAAUCAUAACAGGUUCAAUGAAUAAGAGAUACAUUAAUUUUGUAAGUUAAGAAACCAAUAUUUAAACCAAUAACAUGAGGUGAUUAGCUGGAA
Messenger RNA from Diabrotica virgifera virgifera (western corn rootworm), 868 nucleotides. RefSeq lists its product as uncharacterized. The coding region runs from base 257 to 784 and encodes 175 amino acids. The record is from RefSeq and is a predicted model, not a curated record. NCBI's taxonomy places the organism in Eukaryota, Metazoa, Arthropoda, Insecta, Coleoptera, Chrysomelidae. The transcript is spliced from 2 exons.